CUUCCAAAUCUUCAAUACAUAUGGGCAUGCCACUUAGCAUCAUAAAGCUUUGAGCUUUCUUGCUGGAAAAUUGUGGGUUUAUUUUUUUGGUUACUUUCUUGCUAAUAAGUUUUCAUAAACUUCGGUUGGUCUUUUUUGUUCUUUUAAUCAUAAUGGGAGGAGCAUCACUGCCACCUGGAUUUCGUUUCCACCCAACAGAUGAAGAAUUAUUGGGAUAUUACCUAAAAAGAAAAGUGGAAGGGCUUGAAAUUGAGCUUGAGGUUAUUCCUGUGAUUGAUUUGUGCAAGUUUGAUCCUUGGGAAUUGCCCGAGAAAUCAUUGUUGGCAAACAGAGACAUGGAAUGGUUCUUCUUUUGUCCAAGGGACCGCAAGUACCCAAAUGGAUCAAGAACUAACAGAGCCACCAAAGCUGGUUAUUGGAAAGCCACUGGAAAAGACAAGAAAGUUGUGUGCCAAUUUGAUACUCCUUCCACUGUCACAGGAUAUAGAAAAACCCUUGUCUUCUACCGUGGCAGAGCCCCUUUAGGUGAUAGAACUGAUUGGCUCAUGCAUGAGUAUCGCCUCGCCGAUGAUCUCGGCCUAGCAUCUACAUGUUUUCAGGGUGGUUAUGCCUUGUGUCGGGUUAUUAAGAAGAAUGAGAAGGUGAACAAUGGGAAUGAUGCGUCAAUGAGAUUCUCCAAUGAGCCCUUCUCCAUUUCUGCUGAUGCUUCAUCUUCUCAACCAAGUUAUUUGAACAGUGAGAGUGUUUACUCAAGCCCCAAUGCUUCUUCACACAAUGUGGCUCCAAUGGCAGACUCUAACCAAGCUUCUAUAAACACCAGUUCUUCAUCAGAAUUUUGGGUGUCCCCUGAUCUGAUUCUUGAUUCUUCAAAGGACUACCCGCAACUAGAAAAUACUUUUACAAGGUGUGACAUACCAAGUAGUACAAUGACACCAUGCCUCUCAUUGGAUCAACCUGAAAUUUCACCUAGUUCAUCAUACUCAAAUUUUAAUGGGCAACUUGGAUUUUCCGAUGAUUUCAAUAUGAUUGGCGGCAUGUCACCUUACUCAAUACAAGAAGAUUUUAUGUACUUUCAUGGAAAUGAUGGGGAUGUUUCUUAUGGAAGUUAUGAUCAUAUUAAUUCAGUUGAGUACCCUGAAUACUUCUGAAAACAAAGAAAUAUCAUUCUACAACUUUUCUUGAUAUGCAAGGUGUCAUGACUGAAGUCGCUAGCAAUCGAAAUUUCAAGCAAACAUAGUUUAGAUGUUAGCACCAAAGAGCGAGUUACGAUUUGGAAAGUGGAAAAGAAAAUCAAGGGUUAUAAGGUACAAUACUAGCAUGAUUGUGCACAUUACUAUUUAAAGUGUAAUUGAAGUUUAAAGGAGCUAAAUCUUGGGAUCAAAUUCUUGUGGGGGAUAGUUAUUUUAGAUGAAUUUUAUUUG
Arachis stenosperma is the source of this 1421-nucleotide messenger RNA. RefSeq names its product NAC domain-containing protein 71-like. The transcript has 4 exons. Gene Ontology annotation, molecular function: DNA binding. The record is from RefSeq and is a predicted model, not a curated record. Lineage: Eukaryota; Viridiplantae; Streptophyta; Magnoliopsida; Fabales; Fabaceae. Bases 153 to 1148 code for a protein of 331 amino acids. Gene Ontology annotation, biological process: regulation of DNA-templated transcription.